AUGCCUCAGUAUCCAGAUUGCGCCCUCGUCGGUUCCGCCAAGGUGGCAUGGACCGCCCUUGGUGAUCUCUUUCAGCGUGGACCGCCGCUUCUCGAGACCGGCUACGUGCCCACUCUCCGUCUGCCGAAGAUCGUCGUGUCUUCCGUGGAGCCACGCGGCGACGACCUCGUGCUCUCGCUGCCGCUCAGCGACCAGAAGAUGCAGAAGAUGGCCACGCGCUAUCCGAACGCAACGGCGCGACCUCCAGUCCAACCCGCCAACGCGUCGCAAGCGCACGCCGAUUUCUUUCGCGCUUGGGGUCCGAAGAAGCCUCGCCAGGUAACGAUCGUCCCCGGAGCCGACAUUCGGUUUCACGACGGCUGGGACACCGAGUUACACGCUCAUCUGUCUACGGACGCCAAGUGCAUCCGCCCCAGCAACCAACUCGUGCUUGCGCAUCUCGUCAUCGACCCUCGACGCGGGGCGCCAAGCUUGGCGCUGGCCACGCGCCCUCGCGACACGAUCGCGACGCUGGUCGUGCUCCUGGCGCCCGAGGACCCGCACGAGCUCCACUUGAAGUUGGAGCGAAACGGCGCGACACACGCGUGGAGCGAGGCGAGCGAGGACCCCGUGCAGUACGCCUUCCUACCCGUGGGAGCGUCGCUCGUCGCUGCCAAGAGUCACGGCGCUUCGCCGCGGGUGGCUCUUGUGUUUCACGUCACCGGGUCGUCGGCGCUCAGCUACGAUGACACGGGAGCCAUCCGUCGCGUCGAUGCGCUCCUCAGCAAGCUCUCCGCGUCAAGUACGAUCGGCGUCGUCCGCGGUAUCCAAAUGGACCUCUGUCGCAACUGUACAACACCCGAAUGGAGCGCGCUUCCUCCGCUCCACAAGGCGUUUCUCCAUGGCCUUCUCCGCUCCGCCGCGUACGACGUCGGGCUUGCCGCCUACUCGCAACAUUUCGGCAUCCAACAUUUCGAUCCACAUCCAGCGUCGCCCGGAGCGGCGUUGGUCGACAUGAGGGAUGUGAAGCUUGAUGAACUCGUCGCGACCGGCGAGGGGGCCCGGUACGAAUACAGCGUCGUGCUGGUGUUUUGGCCCAAGCGCCACCUCUUUCAAGCCUUGGGCGUCGCUGCGUUUGCAUCGGCGAUGCGGUCCUUCGCGCCUGCGGCCGCCCACCCGUAUGCGGUCGCUAUCACCAACGCCUUUGGCACCGAGUACCUGCGGACAGACAGCACAGCCGCCAGCCACGAGGCGCUGCUUCAAUGGCUCUGCGACGAGGACAAUGUCGAUGGCAUCUGCCGCUAUCUGUCGGCCGAAGCACUUGUCGAUGCGACGUGUCCGUGGUCGCUGCUCGCACCAUGGAUCCAACAGCAGCUCGCCAAGUACGGGUGGACGCCGCUGGCCAAAGCCAUGAACGACCUCGUGGCUCGGUGGUGUGUCGACCAUGCGGCGUCGCUUGUCGCGUCGCUCGCAGGCGUCACGGAUGCCCCCGUGUGCGCGCCGCUCGAACAAGACUUUGUCUACGAGUGCAUCCGGCAGCUGUGGGUGACGCUGCACACGGCGCUUCUCAACCCGCGCGUCGGGGCGACGAUGCAAGAUGAUGUGUUGCAACGUCUACUCACGGACGCUUUGCACAUCGAGCACUACUGCUACGACCAAGCAGACAUGGCCCGAUGGAUCAACGCGCGCUUGCCAGCCAACCACCUUCUCAUGCUGCCGACAGACGUCUUUAGUAUCAUCGAGUCGUUUGUGUGGCCCACGACGUCACCCGUGGCCGACAUCUUUGGAGGGAUGCAUUCGUGCUCGCUUCUUCUCGGGGCCAUGGCGACAGCACUCGUGCACAACGCGGCUCUCAAUGCCUCGCCGCGCGUCCCUUGUACGUGGCACUGUGACGACGGGAGCGGUACCGAGACGGUGGUGGCAGUCUCGGUCUCGCGCUUGCUCUCUCUCUUGGAGCGGAACCCGCGCCAGAAGAUCGAGGUCGCCUUUCUCGACGACUGCCGCCAGUCGGGCACACGCUUUGUCCGCGCCACGCUCGCUCGUGUGGGCAAUGUGAGCGCCAAGUCGCUGACGAAUCGCUUCGAUCUCGUGGCGCACGUCCAGCGGGAAACGUCCUUUUUGCAGCAAUUGCGCGGAUGA
Saprolegnia diclina VS20 is the source of this 2118-nucleotide messenger RNA. RefSeq lists its product as hypothetical. The record is from RefSeq and is a predicted model, not a curated record. Bases 1 to 2118 code for a protein of 705 amino acids. The transcript has a single exon. Lineage: Eukaryota; Oomycota; Saprolegniomycetes; Saprolegniales; Saprolegniaceae.